Molecule: messenger RNA, 1449 nt
Organism: Lichtheimia ornata
Lineage: Eukaryota; Fungi; Mucoromycota; Mucoromycetes; Mucorales; Lichtheimiaceae
Exons: 5
Coding region: 1-1449 (482 amino acids)
Cellular component (GO): cytoplasm
Molecular function (GO): protein binding
Source: RefSeq, a predicted model, not a curated record
AUGAAAGUAACGUCCAAGCAAGUCUCGGAAUGGUGCGGUGAACCAGCUUCGGAUGUCACUGAGCUCAACUUGUCGGGCAAAGAUAUCACCAAUGUCGACUCGAUGGCGGAAUGUACCUCUUUACGCAAGCUCAACCUUAGCAAGAACAUGCUCAAGUCUAUAGACGCACUAGGCAGUUUGCCAUCGUUGACCUGGUUGAGCCUUGCACAAAACCAACUCGAGAGCGUACAAGGCCUUGAAAGUCUGGAUAAGCUCAAUGUGCUCAAUCUCAGCGGCAAUCAAUUGACCACGAUCGACAAAAGCAUCAGCAAUCUUUCAAGUCUGAAAGCACUCAUAUUGAACAACAAUCAAAUCAUCAAAGUGGGGGAUAGUUUGGCAUCUCUUUCUCAAUUGAAUACUCUUGUAUUGUCGCAUAAUAAGAUCAAAGCACUUCCAUCCAUAUCUUCAUUGUCACAACUCGCCAAGAUCUCAGCAGCACACAAUGAAUUCACAACCAUCCCCGACUUUUCAGCCAACACUGCUCUGAAAGAAUUGAGAAUGAACGACAACCAUAUCGACAGCUUGCCUGAUACCUUACGACAAAUCACCACGUUGGAGAUCUUGGAUCUGGGCAAUAACAAGUUAUCCCAAUGGAGGGAUAUUGCUGCUCUAGGAUCAUUGAUGAAACUUAUCAACCUUAAUCUUAAGGGCAACCCUGUCACUGAGAAGGAUGGAUAUCGUGAAAAGAUCCUUGCCCUUGUGCCAUCUCUUCGUGUGCUUGAUGGCCAACGUUUCGAUAUCAAAUUCCUCGAAAGGAAAAAGAAGCAGGAAGCAAACUUCAAGUUGAUGGAGAAGAAGCAGCGAUUGAAACGCGAGAAGCAGCUCAAAGAACAAGGAAUGGCAGCAGAUGAUGAUAACAAGCGUGGCAAAAAGAGAUCCAACGCCGAGUCAGAAGUAUCCGAUUCCAAGAAAAGGCGACGAGAUGACAAGGAUGUUGAGGAAACCCAGCAUGAUAAGGAUCUCGUGAAAACAACAAAGGAGGAUCAUACAACAAAGAAAGGAACAAAACGAGCUGCACCAGCAAAGGAGGAGCAGGCAUCUUCCGAGAACAACAAAGCGACCAAGAAAUCAAAGACAUCCAAGCAUGAGGCAAGGGUUGAAAAGGAACCAAAGGAACCUUCCAAGAAAAAGGACACUUUCUUCGCUCCUCCUGAACCAGAAAAGACUGAUAAGCAACGACCGAUUCCAAAAGAAAAACCUGCAGUGGAAAACAAGCCAACAUCCAAAACUGUGCAGCAGCGAUCAGGCGUUGUGGGCAUUGUCGACAAGACCAAAACCCAAAAGAAGGGACCAACAAAGAAAAAAGAGAAUGAGAACAAACAAGAUAUUGUGGAUGCAUUGCUACAUGCAGCUGAAGAAGAGGAUGACCCUACUGGUACUGGUUUAGGCAUUGGUGGUUGGGACGAUUAA